AUGUGCAGUCUGUUAACGUAACGCUUUAACAAUACGCCAAUGCACUGAGCAAAUGAUACAUUUUGCAAUACUGCUGAAAGACGCAUGUUGUUUGUACGUGAAUAUUUGUGGGUUCUUUAAAUAUUUCAGGUGAUUACUAUUAAUAAUUUUCCGAGGCUAAAAGAAUGUGAUCACGGCACCUUAACGUUGAGAGUGGCCCAAUAUUGCUUUUAUUCUGCAGCAGUGCGUCACGUCACACGCAAGGUGCGGCAGUGCCCAGCGCGAGCCAGUUACGAUUUGGGUUUGGCCCUAAUCUGGAUAAACCUAUCAACAACCUCAAUGAUCUUGUAGAUCAGAAGCAGCGGGAUGACUAAAACGCCCGAUACCCCGGCACCCUGCGCGGGUAUGGGUGAUGUCCACCACAGCCAUCCUGAGGAGCAGCUCUCCAGACGCGCUCGCGUUGCUGUGCCUGAACUGAUUGUUACCUGCGAGCCGUGUGUCACCGAGUGUGACCACAUCCCCCGCGGACCCUGCUCGGGCUCUCAUCACCCCGACGAGGAGUCCAUAUGCUCGGACAGCGGGCUCAGCGGCUCCCCCGCCUCGUCCCUGGCGCUGAGAAAACUGUCCAGCUCGUCCUCAACCGGCCUCUCGCCAGCUUCUUCUUUUGAGGAAUGCGAAGAAGAUUUAAUGGUUUACGGAGACUAUAAUCAGUCUUCAGGUGAACCGCUCACGACUGAUCUGUGGAAGAAGUCAAAGAAUAUGGUGAACUGGUCUCCACUUCCAGUGACGGUGAAAAAGCGCUCUCCCUGGGUGCAGGUGGUCGGCCAUGCAGGAAACUUUCAGACGGGCAGUGAUGGAAGGCUGCUGAAGAAGUACUGCGAGUGUGAGAAGCAGUGUUUUCUGCAGCUCAUGAGCGACUCACUGCGGCCCUUCAUUCCUGGAUACUAUGGCGUGACUCAGUGUGAAGAGCAGGAUUACAACCUCAUGGACGACCUCCUCGCUGACUUUGACUCGCCCUGCAUCAUGGACUGCAAAAUGGGGAGCCGGACUUACCUGGAGGAAGAGUUGAGGAAGGCCUGCGAGUGUCCUCAGCCACGCAAAGACAUGUAUGAAAAAAUGAUAGCAGUGGACCCGGACGCCCCUACUGAGGAGGAGCGGGCCCAGCAAGCGGUACUCAAAACCAGAUACAUGCAGUGGAGAGAAACCCUCAGCUCAACAGCCACGCUGGGCUUUCGCAUAGAGGGCAUCAAGAAAUCAGAUGGCACUUGUAAUACUAACUUCAAGAGAACAAAGUACAAAGAUGAGGUCGUCCAAGCCCUGGAGGACUUUGUGGACAACAACAUGUUAAUCUUGAAAAGUUACCAACAACGCCUGAAGGAACUUCGAGAUGUGCUGGAAAAAUCAGAUUUCUUUAAAGCACACGAGGUGGUGGGCAGCUCCUUAUUAUUUAUCCAUGAUCUGACUGGCAAGGCUGGAAUCUGGAUGAUUGACUUUGGAAAGACUGUGCCUAUGCCGCCCCCUCUUACCCUGGACCAUCGCAGCCCGUGGGUGGAGGGCAACAGAGAGGACGGGUACCUCUGGGGCCUGGACAAUUUUAUUGACAUUCUGACCAACAUUCUUCCGGGGAAAUGAAAGGCAUUGUGGAUCUUCAGAAUUGUCAUUUUCUGCACAGACUGUCUGAUUUCCCUUUUUUUGUUUCUACAUGGAGAAUAGAUGAAGGUAGGAGAGGAUGAACUGAUGGAAUGGACUGACUGGCCUCAACAUUUACUACAAGUCCUACUGAUGAACAUCUAAGCCUGUGAAUUUACUUGCUGAAGCCCCUCGCUAUGUUGUUGUUCUCACUACUUUUGAAAAGCUGCAUGUAUUUUUACACUGUAAAUAGAUUUUUAUUUAAGCAGUUUGCUCUUAGGGGUUGAUUAGUAAAAGAUUAGCUUCGUUUCAUGAACAUUAACCCUGCAGAUGAAAAUCAUUACAGUCGUUUUUUUUUACAUAUGUUACGCCAUGCUUUUGAAUACUAAUGAAAAUCUGGAACUUUGUAGUCUGUUUGUGAUGGUUGCCAGAUAUUUUUCCUGCGUUUUACUUCUUUUUUGUGACCAAACGUGUUUGGGGAUGAACUGAAUUGAAGUGCACACUAUUAACAGUCCCAUAAACUGAAGCUGAAUCGAAUCACAGAACAACAAAAACCUCUUGCACCUUUCUUAGUACUGUUUUAAUAACAUUGCAUAGCUCCUAAUAUAAGAAAAAUUUGUCUUAAUCACGCACUAUUUUAAUUCACAUUAAACACUGUUUGUUAAACUGUUACGCCUCACAUUCCCAUGUUGUGUGGUUUUUGCAUGCAAACAUGAGCUGCUAAACAGCCCCUCUUAAUAGCAAAUAUAUGCCAAUUUGACUGAGAAUGGUGUGUGGGAUAUUUGAGCCAGUGCUCCUUAUGCACAAAUUCAGUGUUUGCACUGUUAAUUUGAAAUCGCCUUAUUGAGGUUUUGUACUGUAUAAUAAGUAAACGACUUGUGAUCAUUAUGUUGGGAGCUUUGUUGUCCUGGCUGUUUUAGUUUUGCAGUUCUGGGUUCUGUGAU
Molecule: messenger RNA, 2552 nt
Organism: Sinocyclocheilus grahami
Lineage: Eukaryota; Metazoa; Chordata; Actinopteri; Cypriniformes; Cyprinidae
Product: inositol-trisphosphate 3-kinase C-like
Exons: 8
Coding region: 346-1611 (421 amino acids)
Biological process (GO): inositol phosphate biosynthetic process; phosphatidylinositol phosphate biosynthetic process
Cellular component (GO): cytoplasm; nucleus
Molecular function (GO): inositol hexakisphosphate kinase activity
Source: RefSeq, a predicted model, not a curated record